Messenger RNA from Ostrea edulis (European flat oyster), 1222 nucleotides. RefSeq lists its product as uncharacterized. The record is from RefSeq and is a predicted model, not a curated record. The transcript has 4 exons. NCBI's taxonomy places the organism in Eukaryota, Metazoa, Mollusca, Bivalvia, Ostreida, Ostreidae. The coding region runs from base 1 to 342 and encodes 113 amino acids.
AUGUAUUUUCCCGACGAUGAUGUGGAAAUCCAUUACGUAAAGGACACCAAAGAUGUAAACGAGGAUGAGGACGACGAAUCCGGACCUCUUUUGAUGACAAAUGUGAUUGACAUGUCGAUGAGCGAUGGACAACAGCCAAAAGAAGAGAUCGUGAUGAAGCUACCAAUUCACAAUAAAGGGGAUGAUAAGGAGGCGGAGAUGUGUGUGCUAGCUACUUCAGAGGAAGAUCCAGAUGACCCCGAUGACUGGGAGAUUAUACAUGCGGAAAAAGAUUCCAAAGGAAAAGCUGCCGUAUUCAAGAUAAAACACUUCUCCAUAUCGGAUUCGCAUGCGGCUUCCUGAUAAUUAAGAAGAAGAAAUCGAUCUGGCUACAGUUGAACGAAGAUGAGUAAAGUUUAACUGACAGUUAACGUCUAAUUAAGGGUAUACUCUACAGUAUCAUAAUAUUACUGACUUACUUUUAAACCAUGAAUAAGAAUAUACAGUGUAGAUAUCGGCAAUUUUAUCUUUUUCUUUCGGAUUGGCUAGCUAAGUAGCUCAGUGGGUUAAUACAAUGUACGUGGACUACUGAACUGAACAUCGCGGGUUAGAAUCUGAUAGGAGUUUUAAAUUCUGUCAGAUUGCUUUCUACCAAAAACUGCAUUUUUGAGUAAAUGAAGUAAGGUUAAGUCUUAAAUUUCAAACUUUAGUCGUACAUAUCCUCCAGUUUUCAUCCACAUCAAAUUACCCUGGUGUAGCAUUCAUCCUUAACACUAUAUGAAUGUAAGACCUAAUAGGAAGUUAACUGUCUUUUAAAGUUAACGGUCCUUUGUGCAACUGGGUCUGUUUCAGGUGAUUUUUUUGCAAGCAAAGUAAUAUUACGUAAAUUUACGUAAAUUUGAACAACGUUAUAUUUUGAUAAUGCCCGUUCUUACAGAUACAGUGUCCUGUAUUGCUAUUCGAUAUGUAUCGAUAUAUCUGAACGAAAGCCGUUUAAGCACAAACAAAGGAAAUUGUUACAUAAUUAUUUUAGAUGAAGUAGAAACAUUAAAAAUACAAUUUUGGACCAUCAUCAGCUAUAAAUGAACGAAUGUAAUUAGAACAACAGUAUUAAUCCAUAUCUAAUAUAUCCAAAUUUACUGUACGGUUAUUUUUGUAUACGAGUCCUUUAAAAAAAAAUAUCCUAGGCCACUGGUUAUUAUAAAUUUAAUAUAAUAACCAGUGAGGGUAUUUUUUAAAGGCC